Messenger RNA from Cherax quadricarinatus, 9651 nucleotides. RefSeq names its product beta-1,3-galactosyltransferase 1. Gene Ontology annotation, cellular component: Golgi membrane. Gene Ontology annotation, molecular function: hexosyltransferase activity. NCBI's taxonomy places the organism in Eukaryota, Metazoa, Arthropoda, Malacostraca, Decapoda, Parastacidae. The record is from RefSeq and is a predicted model, not a curated record.
GAAGCCGCACACCGGAUGUCCCCAAAAAAUUUCUUACAUGAAAACAUUCGCAGUCCACUAACUCGUGUUCUCUCUUCCACCAGAGUCCACAUGGGUUGCCUGCAGCUCAAGCGAUGGCUGUCGUUCCUGCCGGCCGCUUUCGUCGUCUAUAUUCUACUGCACUACCUCGUCUACCAGCCCGACCUCACCGGCCCUCACCCCGCAGUACUCGUUGGCAGUGGGCGAUCCAACGAAAGUGUUGUGUCUCUGGCUGGCGUCAGGACGCUACAGAGCGGUCCACGGAUCCUGCCACCAUUGCCUCAAGACGCCAGCGAGCCUCAGGCGGUCGUUGCUAGCGAAACAGAUGCCACCACUGUGAUAAACUCUCCAACGACAUCAGUAGUCAGCGGGCAUCACAUCGACAACACCACCGUCAUCCAAGGUAGUGGCUCCUCUGAUGCCGUCAGCCACAUCAGGUUUGACAGUAUGUCGCAGGCCCUUGGGGAAGACACCUCCGGGGCUCUUGUCGAAGAGGACUUGGGUGUUCUCGGAGACGGCAGCCUGGUCGGGGCAGGUGGUGUGGAGGCCACCAAUUUGGGUAGCGGCUCCACAAGAGGCUUUGAAGCCAGUGUAGCCGUGCCGGCAGCUCUGGAGGCUGUUAGCUCGGCAUCCCUGGCCUUCCCUGACCCGCCCACAGCCCUGCUGCGGCGUUCCCCAGCCUCCACCUCCCGCCCCGCCCCGCAUGCCCUUCCAGGAACCUCGGUAAUACCCCACAGGACAGGCAUUCCUCGUGGUCCAGUCCGCCUGCCACCCCCCAUCCCUGUGUCCGGCGCUAAGUCAGAGGGCGCCUCGUACCCCUACCGCCAUAGUAACACACGGUACGACCGUCGCAACUUGGUCUACACCUACCAGGGGCGGGAUGCCUACGCUCACCCGCCUUAUGGUCCCCCCUAUGAUCCCUACAGUGCCGCCUUCAGCAGAGAGAAUGCUGCUCAGCGGGCCCUCUACACCCACAGUCACGCCAUGGCCAAGAUGGGAGGGCUCUCUCCCUCGCAGAACGACCUGUCGCCUGUGUACGACUCGUUCGCUUACCCCGACGGUCGUGACCUGACCAUGGGGGAGGAAGUGCCCCCUCCCGGUCGUCCAGAUGUGGUGGGACACUCCGGGGUGGUGUCUACUGUGCGGGUCACCUCCACAGCACUUACAGAGCCACAGAAACAGUCACAGCUAAAUACAGUCACAGCGUCGUCAGCACAGCCACCUAAACCACCACUGGCGAAGAAAACUCCAGUAAUUAGGAAGAGCGCUGUGGCAGUCUCUUCCACGCUAGCUAUAAAUGCACUUAAAGGCAAAAUUAAGGUUGGCGAAAAAUAUGAAUCAGGCUUCAGUGUGCCUCAUGAAGAACUUUGUGAGAACAAUGGACGGGAGCUGAAAGUUCUUGUGUUGAUUACAACUGCCCCAGACCAUGAGAAACAUCGCACAGCUGUCAGACAAACCUGGGGACACUUCUCAUUGAGGAAGGAUGUGGUUAUGGCCUUUGUAAUUGGGAGAACCACUAAUUUCAAUGUUCAAAGCAACAUUGAUAAAGAAAAUGAAUUGUUUGGGGACAUUAUCCAAGCAAAUUUUAUUGAUCACUAUAGCAAUCUCACACUGAAGACUGUAUCCAUGUUUGAGUGGAUUAAAACAUAUUGUUCUGAGUCACACUUCGUUCUCAAGACCGAUGAUGAUAUGUUUAUCAAUAUGCCCCUACUUCUUAGUUUUAUAGAGUCUAAGGCAAAUGAAGACCAUGUAAUGUAUGGGCGAAUGGCCAAAGGUUGGAAGCCUGUCAGAAAUAAGAAGAGCAAGUAUUUCAUAGAUACUAAAACAUACAGCAAAUCCAAGUACCCAGACUUCCUCACUGGGCCAGCAUAUCUCUUCACAAGUGAUGUAGUGGAUGAUAUAUAUCAGAAGGCACUUGACACCACAUUCUUUGUGCUUGAGGAUGUGCUGCUUACUGGUAUUGUUGGUGAAAGUUUAAGAAUCAGAAGAAUAGGUGACUCACGAUUUAGAAAUGAGAAAAUUAAAUUAACUGAUACAUGUGGCCUCCUGAAAACAAUAUCAAUUCAUAUGGUUAAAUAUGAAGAACAGUUUGAUAUAUACAAGAGGACAUUAGAUGGGAAAGCUAAAUGUAAAACUGGAUAGCUGAACUAAAAAUAGCUCUCCUUUUCAAGAAGGCGAAUAUAAUGUUGGUAAGUAUAAGCUUACCAUGUGAUAGACAAAAUGUGCUCAAAAUAUGACUCUUUGGAAGUCUGUGAUUCUCCGUUUCCCUAAGUGUAAUGGAAAUCAAGUGACAUUUUCAUUGAUGUCUAGUCUCUACAUUUCAUGCAGUGACAGUAACAAGAACUUAUUGUGUAAGUUGCAUAUCCCAGGAUGUAAAUGUUUGUGAUGAAUUGUGGUAGAAACAAGAAAUUUAUUUGCAAUGACUUGAAAUGAUUCAUAAAAUGCUGAUCCAAAGAUAUUGCACUACAGAACAUGUGAUGAUAGUCCCCAAGGAUGUUACUAUUUAUUUUGCAUUGUACAUUUUUCAAAAAUAUUUUUUUAAAUAUUUGGAAAAGGAAUCUUAAUAUGAUCUGAAAGGAAAGUUGGGGAUCAUUGCAAAGUGCUAAAUAACUUUUCUUAGUUAUUCUUCUCUUCUGUCUUGUGGAUUCAGAGCAGGAUGAUAUGCUGCUGAUAUAGCCUUAGUGUACUCAUCAGUGAUAGAAAGAGCUUGUUUUUCUAAGUUAUGCUUGCAGAAAUGAAGCAUUUAUUACUCCACUAAGAGUUCUGUGUUUAUAAAGCUUGACCUGUUUCUCUCACGGUAGGAAUAUUAUGAAAAGAGAUGUUUCCUUCAUUGACAUUCACUUUUCUUUCUUUUGCAUUUUUUUUUUUCCAUUUGGCAGUACAGCACAGUGGAGUGUGCCAUAACUAAUCAUACUUGACUUUUUUAUCUUUUUUUCUACCAGGACAGAAUCCCCAUUCUAUAAAGCACAAUUACAGUUAUUCAGUUACAUUAUAAUUUAUCAGAUCUAGUAUUGCAUAUGGUUUUCAUAUAAAUAUUUAAUUAAAUAAUUAUACUGUGGCUCAAAUUAUUUUCUUCUACUUAAAAAAAUUACAUUAAAAUAUACAAGGUUUUACAUAGAAUGGACAAAUAGGAAUUUUUUUGGGGUAAAAACUACCCUUUUUUGUUUGUAUCUUUCUUGCUUUCCAAGAGCACUUAAAGAUACUGAUUUUAUCAAGAAUCUCAUUACAUACAGAAAAGUCAGUUUUGUAAUUCACUAGAUAAUUUUUGCUGUAGCUUUUCAAUCUUUAUCUUUGUUUCUCUAUUGUCUAAUCAUAACUCAUUGAUCAUGACUGAGGCUCAUCUUAACUCAUUGAUUAUGACUGAAGCUGGUCUUAACUCAUUGAUCAUGACUGAAGCUGGUCUUAACUCAUUGAUCAUGACUGAAGCUGGUCUUAACUAAUUGAUCAUGACUGAAGCUGGUCUUAACUCAUUGAUCAUGAUUGAAGCUGGUCUUAACUAAUUGAUCAUGACUGAAGCUGGUCUUAACUCAUUGAUCAUGACUGAAGCUGGUCUUAACUCAUUGAUCAUGACUGAAGCUGGUCUUAACUCAUUGAUCAUGACUGAAACUGGUCUUAAUUCAUUGAUCAUGACUGAAGCUGGUCUUAACUAAUUGAUCAUGACUGAAGCUGGUCUUAACUAAUUGAUCAUGACUGAAGCUGGUCUUAACUAAUUGAUCAUGACUGAAGCUGGUCUUAACUCAUUGAUCAUGACUGAAGCUGGUCUUAACUAAUUGAUCAUGACUGAAGCUGGUCUUACCUCAUUGAUCAUGACUGAAGCUGGUCUUAACUCAUUGAUCAUGAUUGAAGCUGGUCUUAACUCAUUGAUCAUGACUGAAGCUGGUCUUAACUCAUUGAUCAUGAUUGAAGCUGGUCUUAACUCAUUGAUCAUGACUGAAGCUGGUCUUAACUCAUUGAUCAUGAUUGAAGCUGGUCUUAACUAAUUGAUCAUGACUGAAGCUGGUCUUAACUAAUUGAUCAUGACUGAAGCUGGUCUUAACUCAUUGAUCAUGAUUGAAGCUGGUCUUAACUCAUUGAUCAUGACUGAAGCUGGUCUUAACUCAUUGAUCAUGACUGAAGCUGGUCUUAACUCAUUGAUCAUGACUGAAGCUGGUCUUAACUCAUUGAUCAUGACUGAAGCUGGUCUUAACUCAUUGAUCAUGACUGAAGCUGGUCUUAACUCAUUGAUCAUGACUGAAGCUGGUCUUAACUCAUUGAUCAUGACUGAAGCUGGUCUUAACUCAUUGAUCAUAACUGAAGCUGGUCUUACCUCAUUGAUCAUGACUGAGGCUGGUCUUAACUCAUUGAUCAUGACUGAGGCUGGUCUUAACUCAUUGAUCAUGACUGAGGCUGGUCUUAACUCAUUGAUCACGACUGAGACUGGUCAUAACUCAUUGUUUUUGACUGAGAAGAGAAGGAGUUAUUUUAUGAUGGCAGACACACUUAAAGUCUGGACAACACCUCUCAUCUGCUGACACAGCAUUCUAUAAUAUAAUUAUUACCUAAUGGGGAAAUGGUAAAUCCACAAAAGCCAUGCAGCAUUUAGGGAAUAUUAAUAAUAAAACUUUGUUUGUAAAAGCAUACAAAAAUGUAACUUUUGUUUUUCUUUUUAAGUACUUUUCUUUUACUUUUUAGGUCACCCUGCCUUGGUGGGAUAUGGCCGGAUUGAUGAAAAAAAAAAAAAAUCUUAAAUUCCAAAUGAUGCACAACAUAUCAGCAGAUAAUCAGGUCAGAUUUAAGAAAGUGGAGAAUAGAUAAAAAUUCCCUGAAACACUCUUCAACCAAUGACCAGACAUCCCUUCUCCCCUUGAAACAAAACUAAUAUAGAUAGAGGAGGGCCCUGUAUGGCAGGUUAGGUUGCAGCCUACUGCUGUAAAGCAAAAAUUGCUGUAAAGUGACUGACUCUUUUUUUUUUCAUUUUUUAAUGCAUAUAAAUGCCUGAUAACAUGUUUACACUAUCACAUUUUAAGCUAUCCAUAUAAUUAGACCUAAAAAUAUAAAAAAGUAAAAAUGCAUAUACGGUACACUUAUUACCAUAAAAUAUUUUUGGCCUUAAUGUACGGUGAGAGGUGAGAAGCAUUUAUUGUAAGUCAGGAGGAGAUGGCUGGAUAAGACACAGAGCUCACGGAGAAUGUAAACAAAUAGAGUGGCACAUGGACGAUGUAAUAGUGAAUCAGGAGCCAUAUAAAAAAAUAUUUGGUUAAAGUUUAUUAAAAUUAUGUGGGAAGCGCUAAACCCGUAGGAUUAUACAAUGCAUGUGGGGGGAUGGAAGGUAUUCAGGCACAAUUCAGGGAACCAGAGUACAGAUCCAAUUCCUUAGAUCAAGAGCCCCUCACCAGUGUCAAGGAACCGCCCUUGAGGGGGUUAAAAUUUGAAAUGUCCAUAUUAGCAAAGUGCUGUAAAGUGGGGCCCUCCUGUACAUAUGAUAUGCCCAAGGUGUCGAUUUGUUUCUUCUGUCUAUUGCUUUCUAUAAAGUACUUUUUCUUUCGGUAUAAGCUAUAAUGCUUGGUAAAAAAAAAUUUCACUCAAUUAUUUCUCAAUUUAAAUGGCAACUGUCUUAUAUAUGCAACUGUGCUUUGGCUAAAAAUUUUAAGAAAUGAUAACACAAUGUCUGUUAGACAAGAAAACUUUUUAGCAUUUUGCAGUGGCUUUUAUUUUUAUUUUUGUAUUUUUGCUAUUAUGACGUUGAAAAAUGUUAAGGAAGACUAAAAGACUAAAAAGUCCUGUAGUCUGAUCAAAACUGUAUUUCUACCUUUAUUUUAUCGAUUUGAUAACUCAAGGAUAUACUUCACAUGAUGUUCCUAGCAUGAGGAACUGAAGAUGAAGACGAAAUAAUUGAUUUUCAUGUAGUGUCCUGGUAAACUCACACUUCAUAAACUUUAUAUUAAAGGCAGUGUUAAACUUGUUAAUUGUAUGAUAUUUAAUAUUAUCCUUCUCAUAUAUGGAACAACAGUAAAAUAUUCUCUCAUGGUAAAAAUGAGAAUAUUCCUCAAUGAAGAUCACUAGGAAGGUGCAUAAUUAAGUGACUGUAUGUUUGGCAAAACACCUGACAAGCAGUCAAUGAGUGUCAUGUGCAAUUGUGUCAAGUAAAGCACUGGAGUGUACUAUUAUCACCUUGAAGUAUGUGUUUAAUGUUUACUGAAUGCAUACAUAUGUUUGUGCUUAUUAAUGAUUGCUGUGGUUGAUAAAAAGAUUGGCUAACAAAUGCACUACUUUUACGCAAUUGAAAGAACAACACUUAAAAUUAUCUUGUAUGUUACUAGAUACCCCAAAAGUGUGAGUACAGUGGACCCCCGGUUAACGAUAUUUUUUCACUCCAGAAGUAUGUUCAGGUGCCAGUACUGACCGAAUUUGUUCCCAUAAGGAAUAUUGUGAAGUAGAUUAGUCCAUUUCAGACCCCCAAACAUACACGUACAAACACACUUACAUAAAUACACUUACAUAAUUGGUCGCAUUCGGAGGUGAUCGUUAUGCGGGGGUCCACUGUAUAACUUAUUACUAUAGAUAUUUGUGUCUCCUACAUUUUUACACAUUAUUAUUAUUAUUAUAAUCAAGGGGGAAGCGUUAAACCCGGAGGAUUAUACAGCGCCUGGGGGGGAUGUGGAAGGCAUUCAGGCUUAAUUCGGGGAACUGGAGCACAGAUCCAAUUCCCUAAAUCAAGAGCCCCUCACCAACAUCAAGGAACCUUCCUUGAGGGGACAUUUUUUACACAAAAGUAAAGGUAUACAGGCAGUCAUGUUUUUUAACUGUUCAAAUCAAAUAUAUAUUGUGCUUGUUUUAUUUUUAAAUGCCAGUAACAAUUACAGUGGAACCUUAAAAAUCGAACUUUCUUCGGUCCAGAAGGCUGUUUGUGUGCUGCUACUGAACGAAUUUAUUCCCAUCAGGAAUAAUGUAAAUUAGAUUAGUCCAUUUCAGACCCUCAAAAAUACACUUAUAAAAGCACUUACAAAAAUAUACUUACAUAACUGCUUGAGUUGGGAGCAGUUCGAUUUUUGAGGUUCCACUGUAUCUGUUUUUCAAUCAGUGUAACUAUAUUCAUAUAACUUUAAGAUCAAAAUGCUAAAGAUAGCAAGUUCAUUUCAACUAUGAAGAAUAUUUUUGCUAGUUACAGAAUACUUGAAGAGAUAUUUAUCAAAAUGGUUGUGAUUCUGAGAACUUGUAAGUCGGGACUGAGGGCAGGCAUUCACUUGUUAUCAUUAUUUUAAGAUAAAUAAUAUAACUUACCUGUUCAGUUAUGGUAAGCUGUAUGUGACAAAGAUUUCAAUACUACAGUGAAUUAAUAAUAAAUCUUGUUACAAUGUAUCCAGUAUGUGUUUCAGAACUUAUGGCAGAAUCUUAAAUUUAACUUUCAUUAGAAUUAAGAUUCACCUGUAUAAUUUUCCCACUGGAUACAAAUCUCAACCUUAUUGAUUAUACUCAGAAAACCUUAAAACAUUUAUGAAAUUAAAUUGUUCUUACUUCCAAAUAUUGUUUCUAGACAACUCAUGUGUGAGCAUGUUAGAUCAAGGUGAGUAGAGACGAGUAUUUUGAAGAAUGUUGGAGUGUAAGUAGUGUAACAUUUCUGAAGGAAUUCAGAGUAACUGGUUAGCCAGACUUGAGUCCUUAUGGCAGAAAGUUCAGUGCUUGCACUGUGAAGAAAGGGUAGGGAUGUCACAAUUUGGAGGGUCAUUAGAAUUUGUUUCUGGCAAAACAGCUAUUGUAUGAAUGAUGAGGAAUGUUUACUUUUUUUUGUUCAUACUACCUUGAUAGGAGAUGGCUGACAUGCUAACAGAAAAUAUAGUCUGACAUUAGAUAUUUUAAUAGGAAAUGUAAAUUUUAUUUGCUUUCAUUGAACUGUUGCAGAAAGUGGUAUGUCAAUACAUCAGUCAUCAAGUGUUAUGUGACUUAAGCUAUACAUGUAAGAGGAGUAUAUCACAUUUGCUCAUUAAUAUGAGGAGAAAAGUAUAAUGUAGAUAUGUAGCCUAAUGAUAAUGAUCACUUAAGGUUACUAUUAAAACAAAAAGUAGGCAUUUAGUUCCAAUUAUUUCUUUCUUUUUUAAGGCUGUUCUUUGUGGAGAUCAAGUGGGACACUCUGCAUAUAAUUAAUAUUUAGUUUGAAUUUGAAAUUCUCCAGUUUACUGUGUGCAGUAAUAUUAAUUAGACCUAGUAAUAAUUUUUUACUGCUUUACAUAUCGUAAUCUCUAGUCUUUAGCAAAACAUCAUGUAACAUAUAGACAGCAUAGACUGAGUAACCUCUUCUUCUCCAUGAAGCCAUUCUGGUAAUUUUCACCUCCAGCACAUCACGAGAAGCCCACCGGUGCUUUCUGCAAUUUCUGUUGCCAAUUUGCAUUGCUCUGUGAUGCCAAAAUGAAUUAUUAAAUUCAACACGGAUGUUAUUUACACUUAAAUGACAAAUGCUGCUGUGAAUGUCAGUAUUGAACACACACAAGGCAUGCUCUUAUGUCUUUGCAAGGUAAAAAUGAUGUAUACAGUGGAACCCCAAUUUUUGUCUUUAAUCCAUUCCAGAAGGUUGGCCGAAAACCGAUUUGUACGAAACUGAAGUAAUAUUUCCCUUAAGAAAUAAUGUAAAUUCAAUUAAUCCAUUCCAGACACCCAAAAAUAUUAACAAAAAAUACAUUUUAUAAAGAAUAACUAUAGUUUUAUGUAAAGAAAACAAUGAGAAAUAUAUAUAAAGCAUCAAUGAAAUGGAUAAAUGUACAUUUAACUCAUUUUUACCUUUUUUGAAGACUCUUGUUGGUGUAUGGAAGAUGGUGAGGAAGGGAGAGGGAAGAGAAGUUAUCUCUACCAUCAUCACUACCACCCUCUUCCACCAUUGCUACCACCCUCUACCACAAUCACUACCACCAUCACUACCACCAUUGCUACCACCCUCUACCACAAUCACUACCACCAUCACUACCACCAUUGCUACCACCCUCUACCACAAUCACUACCACCCUCUACCACCAUUGCUACCACCCUCUACCACAAUCACUACCACCCUCUACCACCAUCACUACCACCAUCACUACCCCAUCACUACCACCCUCUACCAUCAUCACUACCACCCUCUACCACCAUCACUUCCAACCUCUACCACCAUCACUACCACCAUCACUACCACCAUCACUUCCACCCUCUACCAUCAUCACUACCACCCUCUACCACCAUCACUACCACACUCUACCACCAUCACUACCACCAUCUACCACCAUCACUACCAACCUCUACCACCAUCACUAUUCCAUCACUACCACCUUCUACCAUCAUGACUACCACCCUCUACUAUCAUCACUACCACCAUCACUACCACCCUCUACCACCAUCACUACCACCCUCACUACCACCCUCUACCACCAUCACUACCACCCUUUACCACCAUCACUACCACCCUUUACCACCAUCACUACCACCCUUUACCACCAUCACCACCACCCUCUACCAUCACUACUACCACCCUCUACCAUCACCACUACCACCCUCUACUACCAUCACUACCACCCUCUAUGAGUAACAAAGGCAGGCUGAGUCAUGAACGUAUGAGUGGCCGCGUCCCGUGGGCAGGGGGACGCAUCUGAUAUGGAUGAUUUCUGAGCAGAUGUAUGAAAACAGGGAAAA